UGUGUUGUUUAAAGCUGCACUUACAGACAACACAUUGACCAUUACUUAUGUUCAUACCUGAACUGUUGUACACAAGUUAACUAUUGACAGUCAGUUUUAAAACGCUCAACCGCUUGCCAUAAAUGAUUAAUUAAUUCAAGAGUGAAUUGUAUGUAAACAUGGGAAGGAUUAAAACCCAAUUAGCUAUUUUGACUGCUUUUUUGGCUGGAAUUAUAAUGUACGUUGUAUUCACACAACAAACGGAAUUAAUGUCACGGGCUCCGGAAGUUGUUGCCCACGAGACUACGACUUUUGUAGAGGAUGUUGAGACGUAUGAAAUACCAUUGGCAAAAGAGCUGGAGAGACUUUCAUCUACAGAUCAGAUGAAUAUUUAUUGGACGUACAUAAACCGGCUACAGGUUCUUUGCAAGGACGUUAUCAGAGUCGGCAGUCUCAAGGACGGAGGCAAGGAAAUAUGCGUUGACAAACCGUACAAACCAAAGGCGCCUUGUGUCGUGUAUUCAUUCGGCAUCAAUUAUCAGUUUGAUUUCGAUUAUGCCACGGUGGACUUGUUUGGCUGUGAUGUGUACGCGUUCGAUCCCAGCAUGAACAGAAGUACGUCGAGAAUUACGGAGCACAUUAAGUUUUACAAAUGGGGCUUGGGUGGAGAAGAUACGGUUAACAACUAUGGCUGGCCAAUCAAAACACUGUCUUCAAUACGAAAGGAGCUUGGCCAUACUGAUAAACCUAUCGAUCUUCUAAAAAUAGACAUCGAAGGCGAUGAGUGGCAUGCUAUUCCUCAAAUGAUCGCAUCGGGAGCGCUAGAUGACGUCAAGCAAAUCUCUAUGGAAACGCAUUUCCUUUCUGAGCGACCAUCAUCACCGAAAAACUGGGGCAGCAUUCCGCUUCCCGGUCAUUUGCAGUUAUCAGCCCUUAGACAGUUAUACGAUGCGGGAUACAGAAUUUUUAUGCGGGAAAGGAACAUGUGGUCUCAUCAACAGUGGCCUUCGAUAAGAGGAUUUAUUACAAAUGUCAACGAAAUUUCAUUGAUAAGGCCGGUAAAAAAAUAGAAGUAAAGUUCCAUCUGCUGUCAGCUGUGGUAUUUGCAUUGAUUGUAUUAUCGUGUAUGAUGCCAUUGUUUAGCUUUGUUUAUGUAUGUUACAUUUUGUUGCACUUUUGUUUUGUUUAAACAUUUUAACUGCGUAUUUAAAAUACGUUAAUGCCAAUUUGAAAUAUUGGAUAAAAUGCCUAACAUUGAAACUUCCUUGCGGCUCGAAUAUGAUCCACUCUGAAUAACACGCUAACCGACCACCUAGUUAUUCAUUGGCUUAAAAGUGUUGUAUAUUUUGAUAACGUUUUUCAGGCGUUCCUUGAUAUUAUUUUUUUUUGUUAUUCGCGGAAGACACGUCUGAUAUUCGUAUAUAUUUGUACCCAACUCUCACUUUUGCAGUUUGUUUUGCCAUUACAUUGUUAUACAUUUAGGACUUUGCUUUCGAAGAGUGCUACACUUCUUAACUUAUAUACCAGUCCGAUUUGCUACUGAGCAAGAAGUAUUUGUAUAAUUGUUAACCUGUGCUUCAAAUUGGAAGACAAUGAAAUUCGCAUUCUUCGAUUACAUGCUUAAGGAUGGAUCAAUUGUAUACUAUGCGCAUUGUUUUAGUUAGAUUAUCUUAGCGGCAUGAUAAUGUAAUUUAUUGCUGCUUUCUUAUGUAAUAAGAAAUCCGAAUUUGUUUUUUUCUCUAUUUAUACAAGUCAUCGGAGGCGGUAAUCACGUGACAACAAGUUGGCGACGUCUAUGUCGCGACGGGGUUUUCGCCGUUUUUUACCCGUUAUCACUUUUAUAAAAAAAAUGACGCUCACUUUCAAGCCAUGUCAGCAAGAGAGUCAUUAAGGUUUAUUUCGAAUUAAUAUUCUCUCUAAAUCUCGACCUAAAGCGAUAGUAUGGGCAUUUUACAAUGUUGAAUUGAGCUGAAAAGAAUGAACAGGUCAAAGGAGUUUUAUAUUCUAUAUUUUACGUGACUCACCCAGUCAUAUAAGCCGAAAUGAUCCGUAAAACAAAAUUAUGUCUUUGUGUCGAAUGAAAUAAUCUGCACUUAAACUAAAUUUAGAUUCACAUCGUACAUGCAUGAUCAGUUGUCAAACGAAAGUACGGUUGAUAUUCAAAUGCAUUAUUUUUCUCUUUCCGGGAUAUUGUUUUAGUAUGUUGAUGCUGCAUUAACAAAUAUAAAUGUAUAUGAAGUGAAAACACCAAAAAUAAACAACGGUUGCGAUAGACACCUCAAAACUGUUAGAUGCCCAUAAUAUCACUUGAACAAGCUGCAAAUUUUUUUAGCGGAAUCACAAAAUUGCAGCCCCCGUUAAGAAAAUUCUUAGCGUGUAAAGUUGAGAUAUCGAGCGAAUAUUAAUACGAAAUAAGCACCAAUGACGUUCUUGUUGAUAUGGCUGGAAAGUGAGCGGCAAUUAAAACUAUUCUAAUUAUCUUAUGUUUUAUUUAUGCAUCAUGUUUACAUAGUUUGUAUUAAUACAAAUAGUAAAGACAAUGAAAUGUUUUUUGAUGAACCAAUAUUUUACAUGUAGACAUGACUGAUAAACAUACUUUAUAUGAAUAGCAUGUCAUAUUUGAUAUUAAGCUACAAAACGACGGAAAUCAAAUAGUUAUUUGCACGUUUAUAAUUAUAUGUUUACAAUGCUUAUUUACACUUUUUAAAAUACGUUCUCUUUUCGGGACGCUUUAUGGAAAGACGCUUGGCGGAUGGAGGAUGGCUGGGCGGUUUGGCGCGCGGUUUUCCGCUCUAUUAGUCGUACAGCUAUUUCAGAUUUGAGUCUCCUUUUUGAUACGGGCGUGUAUUUUGGUCCCUGGUCCUGUUGUUUAUUGGUAUUCUAGACAUGCAUGUGUAUUGAUAAUGCGUCUGAAGUAUUUAUCUGUAAAUAUAGGACUCGUAUAUGCAGCUAUCAAACAAUUAGGACUGACAGACCAAAGUUUUUCGAUCGCAUGACAACCAAUAAUUGAUGUUUUCCGUGUAGUUAUUCUUUUUUAUAUAUAUGGGCCGUGCUCUGUGAAAGGGGCUCCGCACAGGCUAAUCAGGGACGACACUCAACGCCUUAACGUGUUUUUUGGUAAGAAGAUACUUUCUUGAAACGAAAAAUAACAUUAAAGCGGAAAGUGUCGUCACUUAUUAGCCUGUGCGGACUGCACAUGCUAAUCAUGGACGACACUUUACGCACAUGCAUUAAACCUCAUUUUCACAGAGCACGGCACAUAUUUAUAAAGCUCGUCAACGCUGACAUUUUUUAUGUAUGUAUAUAUAUCUUCAGUUAUAGUAUCAAUAAAAUCUGUGACGUGUAAUUCUUAAAUUUUCAACCAUGUCAAUUAGUAGCGUCGUUCCUUUAAAAAAUAUGCAUAAUUUCAGCCUUAUAUUUAUAGUAAAUACACGGAUUUAUAAUGGCAUCAAAAUGCAUUUAUCAAAUAAUCAGCCCAAGGUUAUUUGAUUCUUAUAUAAGCCGUGUUUAAAUGUGGAAGACAGAAUAUAUUCCAGCAUUUAAUAUAAAAACCUGGUGCCUUCUCCUGUUCACUAUAUUAUAUUUUGAUUAUUUAUAAUGCAGCUUUAAAUUUGUGUAAGUACCGUUAUGAGUAUCACUUGUUUAGGUUGUUGUUGAGUGGAAUCGGGUUGAAUAACACUGUUGUGAUAUAGUGAAUUCCUAAAACACGUGCAUGAACAAACCCGAAAAUGGAAACGGGAAUCAAUUCAAGCGGGUAUUUUUGCAAGCAUAAUUAGUUCACGAGUAUUGGGUUUAUAUUUUAGGGUUAUAGAUGUGUAAAUAAUUAGCUAUAAUUAACGGUUGGUGUCUUCCAGACAUUGGAUUUUCAUUUUGAAAUUUGCGUUGGAACAAUUAACGUGUGCCUUGUAAAGAUACAUGUAAUUGUUUAAAUAUAAAUUACUAUGUACAGGUAAGCUGAUAUUUAUACAAAGGAAAAAAAAACUUUGUAAAUAAUAUGUUUUAAAAACCGAAAGUCGUAUGAAAAUUGAUUUGGUUCGACUGGUUUUAAAGUGGAACUGUUUAACUUGUUCUGUAAAUAAAAUGAAGAGAACUGUU
Dreissena polymorpha is the source of this 4074-nucleotide messenger RNA. RefSeq lists its product as uncharacterized. The transcript is spliced from 6 exons. Bases 159 to 1049 code for a protein of 296 amino acids. The record is from RefSeq and is a predicted model, not a curated record. Lineage: Eukaryota; Metazoa; Mollusca; Bivalvia; Myida; Dreissenidae.